UUCUCUUUUUUCCUCGCGAAGAACCGCUCCAGUUUAUUUUUCCAGGUAAUGCUUGAUCUGAAAUUCAUGAAAUAUCAUGUAUCAUAGCGUACGCGAACGGGUUCGAUUUAUAUUUCCAAUAAAGAUGGAAUUUUCCGUUUGUAGCCCUACGCGUAUCGGGUUGAAAAGCGGAAAGAAGAGUAUAAUUUAAACGCGUAGUCUGUAGGAUUUCGUAAACAUUUCGAUGAAAUAUUAGACGAGAAAACGAACCCAGCUCGCACAGCUGGUAGGCAGCGUCUGCCCGCGUCUACCCACGUCUGCCCGUUUCGCGAGGGGCGUCGGGUGUUUAAACGAGCACGCGCCCGAACACGAAAGAGGGGAGGAUAAGUUAACCGACCAAUAGGAAUAGAGAUAGCAGUUAGCUCCCGGGCGGAGCAUAGGGAUAUACGAGACGUGGCACGAGCGUCCUUCUGUCAAACGGCGUCCGAUCGCCGAGGUAGAGGGUCGUGUCGUUCCCGUUUAAAUAGGUGGACUUUACGAAAAGAUCGACAGGUUGCCGAGACAGAUAGUUCGUUCCAUCGUCGUUGGGAUAUUGGAAAUCAUGGAGAAAACGAAGCAGCUCGAAUCACGAGGAAGAAGCACGUCGUAAAAAAUUCAUCAAGAUAGAAACGAGAGAAUAUUCGGGGGAGGGAGGGGGAGCAAGAGAGAGAGAAUUUUGUGAAGGAAAAGGAAAAGCGCAUUUUUAAAAUGCUACACAGUACUUUGCCUCGAGCGUUUCUCGCUCCUGGACUCAACUAUUUUGGUUAUUACGGGGAGGAAGUUCACCAUCCGUAUGCGGCACCAGCAACGAGCUGGCACAUUCCAACGGACAACACAACGAGUACGUACGGCAGAAUCGCCGAACAGCAUCAGACUGUACUCCGCGGUUGGGAAUCUUCGAGGCCAUCCACACCUUGCCCGUUGGAUUUGUCCCUUAAAGCACCGGCUACGCCCAGCACACCAAGGACCACCGAAGAUGCUAUCGAGGUAGACGACGAGGAAGAUAGGAGAAUUCGCGAGGAGGCUCAAAGACGAGCGGAAAACCAAAGAUAUCGAACGGACAGCGAGAGCGUCGAUCCUCUGUUGAUCGAGGACACAGAGAACGAACCUCAGCGUAGCUCGUCCGCGCACAGUCAGCGCAGCUACGACAGACAUUUGUCGGUAAAAGAAAGCGGCUUGCACAUUCAAGAAGCAUUCGAGAAGGCUCGCUUUCCAGACGAGACCAAUCGUGGAUUGCCACCUCCUUAUCCGAGCAAUGACGCUAUCCAAAAGUAUCAUCAAUUACAAAAUCAAAAGCUAUUACUGAACAGCCCGACUCGAUUGCAAUCCAUGCAGUCUUACCACCAGCAGCUUCUCUUAACUCCACAGCAUCAUCACUUUCAAACUAUACACGCACCGAUGACCCCACCGAGCACACCCUCGCCACCGCAAUGUCCAAGAAGGAAAACCAGGGAGGAAGACGUCUCCUCGCCUUCGAGUUCUAUCGUCAAUGUUAACGUUACGCCUCGACAAAACCUAUCCUCCGAUAAACCUACCCCAAGACCAAAGAAGAAGCACGCGAGAAGAUUAAAAUUCGACGAGGAUACGAGCAGCCCUGUUUCUGGAACGGUAAUAUUAGGUCCGGAUGAGGCAGUGGUCACCGGCGACAUUGAUCCGGCCUUCAACAUCGUCGAAGUCACCGAAGAGGCACGUGCCGAAUUGGCCAAGAUUGAAAAUCGACUGGGACCGUAUCAGUGUAAGCUCUGCAGGCAACUCCACGAGGAUGCUUUUCAGUUGGCCCAACACAGGUGCUCGAGAAUAGCUCACGUCGAAUACAAGUGCCCAGAGUGCGACAAGAGAUUCUCUUGUCCGGCUAAUCUUGCCUCCCAUCGACGCUGGCACAAGCCGAGAUUACCGAACGGAGAAUCGAUCGCUGGCACUUCGAAUUCAUCCGUGGCCACUACCAUGACCACCGAGAUACCUUGCACCAGAUGCGACGCCAAGUUUAACCGACAGGCUGCUUUAAGAAAACACAUGGUCAAUCAGCAUCCUGAGAACGCUCUUAACGGUAACGGUAACGGUAACGGCAACGGCAACGGCAACGGCAACGGCAACGGCAACGGCAACAGUGACAGCAAUGGCAACAGCAACGGCAACAGCAACAGCAACGAAGCUGCAAAAUUGGACAGUAGCCAGCUCGGUGUACACACUCUUCCGAGCAAUGCGAUGCCCUGA
Molecule: messenger RNA, 2232 nt
Organism: Vespula pensylvanica (western yellowjacket)
Lineage: Eukaryota; Metazoa; Arthropoda; Insecta; Hymenoptera; Vespidae
Product: zinc finger protein 8-like
Exons: 2
Coding region: 727-2232 (501 amino acids)
Biological process (GO): negative regulation of transcription by RNA polymerase II; neuron differentiation; regulation of cell cycle process
Cellular component (GO): transcription repressor complex; nucleus
Molecular function (GO): RNA polymerase II cis-regulatory region sequence-specific DNA binding; DNA-binding transcription repressor activity, RNA polymerase II-specific
Source: RefSeq, a predicted model, not a curated record